AUGUUUUCAAUUUUAAGAAGAUUAUAUGGUGGUGGUGGUGGUGGUGCUGUUGCUUCUGCUGCUGCUGCUGCUGUUUGUUCUAUUAUUCCCACCAACAACAAGAACAAGAUUCCUCGUUUUGUUUCGUCAUCCUUCUCAGUAUUAUAUCCAACUCCCAUGGCUAGACCGCGUAUCGCUUUUUCUAAUGACUAUGGCAAUCCUCACGAUGAAGCUGUUAAAUUCUUCAAAAACAUGCUUUCCAUGGGUGUUUGUGUCAUAUCCCUUUAUAACCAUGUUCUUUCUAAACUUGCUAAAAUGCACUCUUUCGACACUAUUUUUAUCCUUGUCAAAGAAUUAGAUGAUGAAUUAUCCAAAUUCGAUGGUCCUGUACGUCCAGAUCCAGACACUCAUACUUUCAUUAUCCUCAUCCAGUGUCACUCUCUAAGAGGUAACAUGUCUUCAGCUCUCUAUUUAUUCAAUAAAAUCAUCGACUCCGGUCAUUAUCCUACUGCUGAAACUUUAAAUGCUCUCUUAGAAGGUUUUUGUCUUAGAAGUCAGAUAGACAAAGCAAUGCCGUUUUAUAAUGACAUCAUACUUAAAAAGGGUUAUCCUUUGGACCAUCGUAGUUAUAAUAUUCUUGUCGAUGGAUUAUGUGAGAUAGGAGAAACUCAAUUAGCCAUCAACAUGUUGAGACAGGCACUGCUGAUUGAAAGGGAACCAGAAGAUACUUGUGUUUCUCUCACGUCUUGUUAUAACUCAAUCAUAUUCAGGCUCUCCAAAGAAAGACUUGUAAACCAAGCCUAUGCUCUUUAUGUUGAAAUGAUUUUUAACAACAUCUUGCUUAACCCUAUAACAUAUGCAAAUCUAAUCUAUGGUUAUUGCAUCAUCGGUCACUUUAAACUAGCUGUUGAAUUGCUUAAAGAAUUGUUGCACCUUUAUCAAACUUUAGUUACCGAACAAGAGGUGAAAUCUGUUAAAAGUGCAGCAACUUUGGUGAUAAAAGCUGGUGUCAAACCUAAUGUUGCUUGUUAUCAACCUGUUAUGUGUCAACUAUACAAACGGAGAUCAAGACGGUUUGUUAUGAAUAAGAUUGCAGAACAAGUGAAAAUUUUCGAGAAUGCAAAACAUUAUCUCGAUCCUUACUAUACAUAA
This is a messenger RNA of Medicago truncatula (barrel medic), 1131 nucleotides long. Its product is annotated as pentatricopeptide repeat-containing protein At1g12620. The coding region runs from base 1 to 1131 and encodes 376 amino acids. The transcript has a single exon. Gene Ontology annotation, molecular function: protein binding. The record is from RefSeq and is a predicted model, not a curated record. Lineage: Eukaryota; Viridiplantae; Streptophyta; Magnoliopsida; Fabales; Fabaceae.